UUCCGUUCUUCCAGGCCCGGCUGACUGAGAUACCCGAGGCCGCCAUAUUGAAUAAGAAACCUGGCCUCUGAAGGGGUCGGCGGGGUGUAGACAAUUCUGCAGGGCAGCCUCGGCGGCUCCAGGGAGAAGCAAUAUGUUAAGGAUACCUGUAAGAAGGGCCUUAGUGAGCCUUUCUAAGUCUCCUAAAGGAUGUGUUCGAGCAACUGCCACAGCAGCAAGCAACUUGAUUGAAGUAUUUGUUGAUGGUCAGUCUGUCAUGGUGGAACCAGGAACUACCAUCCUCCAAGCUUGUGAGAAGGUUGGCAUGCAGAUCCCUCGAUUCUGUUAUCAUGAAAGGUUGUCUGUUGCUGGAAACUGCAGGAUGUGCCUUGUUGAAAUUGAGAAAGCUCCUAAGGUUGUAGCCGCUUGUGCCAUGCCAGUAAUGAAAGGUUGGAACAUCCUGACAAACUCAGAGAAAACUAAGAAAGCCAGGGAAGGUGUGAUGGAGUUCUUACUAGCAAAUCACCCACUGGAUUGUCCUAUUUGUGACCAGGGAGGUGAAUGUGAUCUGCAGGAUCAGUCCAUGAUGUUUGGAAGUGAUAGGAGCCGGUUUUUAGAGGGGAAACGUGCUGUGGAGGACAAGAACAUUGGGCCAUUGGUAAAAACCAUUAUGACUAGAUGUAUACAGUGUACUCGGUGCAUCAGGUUUGCAAGUGAGAUUGCAGGAGUAGAUGAUCUGGGAACAACAGGCAGAGGAAAUGAUAUGCAAGUUGGCACAUACAUUGAAAAGAUGUUCAUGUCUGAACUUUCUGGGAAUAUCAUUGACAUCUGCCCUGUAGGUGCCCUGACCUCUAAGCCCUAUGCCUUUACUGCUCGGCCUUGGGAAACAAGAAAGACAGAAUCCAUUGAUGUAAUGGAUGCAGUUGGAAGUAAUAUUGUGGUCAGCACAAGAACCGGAGAGGUAAUGAGGAUUUUGCCAAGGAUGCAUGAGGACAUCAAUGAAGAGUGGAUCUCUGAUAAAACCAGAUUCGCCUAUGAUGGGCUAAAACGUCAAAGACUUACCGAGCCGAUGGUCAGAAAUGAAAAGGGGCUUUUAACAUACACCACCUGGGAGGACGCACUCUCGCGUGUAGCUGGAAUGUUGCAGAGUUUUCAAGGCAACGAUGUGGCAGCAAUUGUAGGUGGCUUGGUGGAUGCUGAAGCCCUAGUAGCACUCAAAGAUUUACUUAAUAGAGUGGACUCUGACAUCCUAUGCACUGAAGAGGUCUUCCCCACCACAGGAGCUGGCACAGAUCUACGUUCCAAUUAUCUUCUUAAUACUACAAUUGCCGGUGUGGAAGAGACAGAUGUUGUCCUCCUGGUUGGUACAAAUCCACGUUUUGAGGCACCACUAUUUAAUGCUAGAAUUCGAAAGAGCUGGCUUCAUAAUGACUUAAAAGUGGCCCUUAUAGGCAGCCCUGUUGAUCUCACUUACAGCUACGACCAUCUGGGAGAUUCUCCCAAAAUUCUUCAAGACAUUGCUUCGGGCAGCCAUCCUUUCAGCCAGGUCCUAAAGGAAGCUAAAAAACCAAUGGUGGUUUUAGGCAGUUCUGCACUCCAAAGAAAUGAUGGGGCAGCAAUUCUUGUAGCUGUUUCCAACAUUGCUCAAAAGAUUCGGAUGAGUAGUGGUGUUACUGGUGAUUGGAAAGUUAUGAAUAUCCUUCAUAGGAUUGCAAGCCAAGUAGCUGCUUUGGACCUUGGCUAUAAACCUGGGGUGGAAGCAAUUCGGAAGAACCCUCCCAAAGUGCUGUUUCUCCUGGGAGCAGAUGGAGGUUGUAUUACUCGACAGGAUUUGCCAAAGGAUUGUUUCAUUAUUUAUCAAGGACAUCAUGGUGAUGUUGGAGCUCCUAUAGCGGAUGUUAUUCUCCCCGGCGCUGCUUACACAGAGAAGUCUGCUACUUAUGUCAAUACUGAGGGCCGAGCUCAGCAGACUAAAGUAGCAGUGACACCUCCUGGCUUGGCAAGAGAAGACUGGAAAAUUAUAAGAGCGCUUUCUGAGAUUGCAGGUAUGACUCUUCCAUAUGAUACUCUGGAUCAAGUAAGGAACAGAUUGGAAGAAGUCUCUCCUAAUCUUGUUCGAUAUGAUGAUGUCGAAGGAGCUAAUUAUUUCCAGCAAGCAAAUGAGCUUUCCAAGCUCGUGAACCAGCAGCUUCUUGCUGAUCCACUUGUUCCACCUCAGCUAACGAUAAGAGACUUCUACAUGACAGAUUCAAUUAGCAGAGCCUCACAGACAAUGGCUAAAUGUGUCAAAGCUGUCACAGAGGGUGCCCAUGCAGUAGAGGAACCAACCAUAUGCUGAAACAUCUACUAGCACCCAGUUAGUUAAAGGACAGUUACGUUGGCAUGAUCUCUUAGAGGUGUAUCUCUCUAAAAAAUAAUCUAAAUGAUGUAAUAUUUAAGGUUCUACCAUGCUUUAUUUGAAAAUGAUAUUGCAAUUAUCAAAGAACUUUGAGGUUUCCAAACAUUUAUGUAUUGUGUGUAUACGUUAAAUAGUUUAAUAAACAUGUAUAGAUGGCCUUUCAUGUAAAAGCACUAAUAAUCUUUGUGACAUAAAAAAGAAAAUCCUUAAAAUAUGAAUUUUUGUUUAUCUUCAUUGAUCACUUAUGUUUGUAAAAUGGAUGAAAUAAUAGCUUCCAUUAGGACCUAUUUUUUUCUAGUGCUAAAGAAAAGAUUUAAAGUAUUCUGUGAAGCUGGGUAAAUAGAAAAUAUAUAUAAUAUAAUCAUACAUCAGAUGUGUAUCUUGGACAGCGCUAAUAAUAAUAAUAAUAAUGAUGGCUAAUGAUUAUUUAGGAUUUUCUACGUACUAAGCACUCUGGUUUUACAUACAUUAUCUUGUUUUGUCCUUUUACAUCCCUGUCAGACAGUAUUAUCUCAUUUUACAGGUGAAGAAACAAAAGCCCAGGGAUAUUGGGUAGCUUGCCCAAGGCCACAGCAAAAAAGUCAUAGAAUCAAGCCUGGUUCUCUGACUUCAAAGCCCACUGUUCUUAACUGCUGCACAUAAUUUCCUCCCAUUAGUACAGAUUCCAUAGGUUGUUACGUCUAAGAAUCAGUAUUGAGAAGCUUAAUGGAUAACACAUUUUUCUGUUUUCUCUUGAAUCUGUUUAUAUAAUGUCAUGGUGAUUUAUGGGAUAUUUUUCUUUGUAUAAUAGAUUGCACACACAUACACCCUUGGAAUGAGGGAGGUUUCAAGAGAUAUAAUUUAGGUCCUCAUUGAUGUUCCAUAUUUAUUAUAUUAACACCAUCUGUAGUAUUAAGUCAACUAAAUUAUUCCAGUGAUAAAAGACAAAACUAACAGCUCUCAUAAUUUUCAAUUGUCAAAAAAAGUUAAAAAUUUCCAAUUAAUCUAGGAGAUAAUCUAAUGCUAUAUUGAUUUGUUUUCAGAAUCUAUGUUCAGAAUCCUUUGUUUUGUAAUCCUUAUUCCUUUUUGCUUUCAUCAAAGACUUAGCCCAACUAUAGGUUGCGAUUUUACUGAUAUAACAGAGGAUAAAAAUUUUAGACUAUAGUAUGUCACCAGUACUUUAUCUUCAAAAAUUGUGCAAAAUUUGUCGCCUGUUAACAGUUUUUUCAGAAUUAUUUUAUUCACUUCAGUCAUGAAGUUGUAUACUUCGCUUAAAGUACUUUGCUUAAAAUUCUCAGUUGCCUGAAAUUGUAUAAAUUGUAUAAAUUCUUGCUGAAAGUCUUUGAAUUUAAUACAAACUUCUUAUCUCUCUCUUCCUUCUUUAUCCCUUAGCACUGUUGCUGACCUCAAGGGGGCAAACACUUUCAGUUUUGUGUUUUGCACAGUAGUCUUCAAUGAAUGAGUGUAGAUUUCAUAGGAUUCUUGGUGAGGGAAUAUUGCAUUCAAAUGGAGAAAAGGUGAUAUAUAACUAAGAUGGUCCAGGAUCCUAGGACUGCCAUCUAGGCAGCAUGUGUUGAACUUGGAAUUCUGUAAAGAAUACCUUGUUUGGGCUAAGUAGUACUCAAUAAAAUUUGUUGGUUUUUACAUAAAGUAAACAUGAAAGUCUGUCCCAUGGGCACCUAUUAGUCACUUAAUGUUAAAUAUUAAGGUUAUUGUGACCAUAAACAUUGAUGAUGGUUGCAAAACUUUCUGAAGAAGAGAGCCAGAUAGAAGAAAAAUACAUAUAGAUGAGAAGAAUAACAGCUGAUGGAAUUUUGAUUCUAAGCAACGAGGGAGUCAACAUGAGAAAUCUACAGAGGAUCAAGGCCAAGUCCAUUUAGGUGAAGACGGCAGUCUGGAAAGACCCUGGAAUAAUAAAUAAUACAAUUUAGAAAAGACAUUCUAAUAUGUGCCAUUAAAGCUUUAAGUACAUUGUGUCUAAUUUUCACAAAACCCUGCUAACAAUCGGUAUUAAGACCCAAGAAAUAUCAAAUAACUCGCCCAUUGUUACCCAGUUAAAGACUAAAGGCAAGAAUGUUUAAUUAGAGAUAUUUUUUACUGUCCCAUUUUGCCUCAAAAAACCUUGUGGACCACUAUAAGAAUUGAAUAGAUAUACAGGAAAAAUUUUAAAGCCUAAACUUCAUACAGAAUACCCCCCAAAUUUAUUGUGAAUUGUAGUAUAAUGAAUCCAUCAAUAAAAAGUAUUAUACCUUAUUAACAAUACUCAGUAUACAAUAAUUUAUUAUUGUUUGGUGCUGAGUUGUUUAAACACUGUUUCUUGCCAGGUCUGACAGAUCUUGUUCAACUUUGGAAAUAUUACUUGGAAAAAUUUAACUAUUUCUUCAUCUGUAAAAUGAGGAUAAAUGUUCUAAUAAUUGUACCUACUUCCAACCUUAUAGGGUUGUUAUGAGGAGCAAGUCAGAAAGCCUCUAAAACUUUCUUGGCCUAUUUCCUGACACAUAGUGAAUGCUCAAUGUGCUUAGGGACUGAGAACCAUCAUUAUAGGAAAAUGUGUAUUCAGAACUUUGCUGGAUGUUUCAGGAGGUUGCAACUAACCAUCCAUGGGAGCCCUUGAAGUCCCCCUUCUCAGUGAAUUGAGUAAAAAACUCAAUUCCAUUGAUUGUGAGGGAAAGUCAUGCCUAAUGUAACCUCUAGCUGCUGUUUUCCUAAAGAAAUGGAUUUCUUUCCUAAGACUCGAGAAUUAAAUGACUUGUCCAAGGUCAACCCAAGUAACAGAAUACUGCUACUACAAACUGUCCACCAGCGUUGUGAAGAUUAACUUAUUAUGCAGAGCUCUGCAUAUUUUGAUGGAAUUUUUACUAGUCACAGUAAGAUUUACUGAGUCUGUUGGAUUCUAACGCUUAAAAGAGACUACUUCUGAAAGCAAAAACAAAAGGCAGUGCAAUCAGAAGAGGGAAAACUAUAUGCUGGUGAUAGAAAGGGUACUGAAGGAGGGUAAGAGCUAUUGAUGGGCAUAAAAGGGGACAGGUGAAUUCUUAUGCCAACAUGAACCUUUAGCUAAUAUAAACUGUCAGCUUUAUUGUUGCCGAAACAAAUUACCCCACCACGAUUCAAGCUCCCACGGGGAGAGGAACUAAAGCAGCUUAGCAACAAAAGCAGUGGUAAGAGGUGGUUUUUUUUUUUAAUGUUAACAAUGUCAUUCAUGACCACUGUUAAAAUGUCACUAGCAAAGUGAUUACAAACCCCUGUUACCAAAGGCCCAGUGUGGCUGGGGAAUAGUUCAAGCAGAAAUAAAUGACACGCGUGAGUAUGACAAUUUUUUAGACAUUUUGUAAGGUUAAUCCUACCUUAGCAUAGCUAGACCUUAGGUUUGUGAUUGACCCAACUUUUGGAAACAAGUACACGUGAAAAAAAUGAACCUUGAUAAAGACAUUUCGGAACCAAAAAAGCGUGUGUGUAUACAUAUAUGGCCACCUUUUAUAAAAAGAUAAAACUGAUAAUCCCCAAAUAAUUUUCUACUAACCAGUAUUUUAAAAUGUCUUAACAGUUGCACAGUAUGUUGCUUAUUUCAUUUAGCCCAAGAGACAAGAAUGUUAAUGAGAAAUUUGAUUAGACCUCAGAUCUAGCUUGUAAGAGAACAAGGAUCUCAGAGCCAAAUACCCUUUUGCUUAAAGUGUUUUAUGGUUUUUAUUACAGAAAAAUUUUAAAGAUUAAAGACUUACCUAUGACUGAUAUUCAAACUAUGAUUGAUAUUCAAAAUCAUUGACAUCUUAAUAUUUUUUAAAUAACUUACCCUGAAAAGCAUAUGUUGAUAUUGAAAAAUAGGGUAAAAUGUACAGUCUAGGACUAGUAAUUAGUUUACAAUAUUUAAUUGGAAUUUGUAUAUAAAGAGAUCGUAAGAUGAAUAACAGUUUCCUUCUUAUUUCUUUUUGGCCAUGCUGCACGGCAUGCAGGAUCUCAGUUCCCAGACCAGGGAUGGAACCCAGGCCCCCUACAGUGGAAGCGCGGAGUCUUAACCACUGGACCACCAGGGAAGUCCCUAAUUUCCUUCUUAGAUGCAUAUAAUUUUGGAUCUGAAAAGGACUGUAGAAAAAAAAAUACCUUUGGUAAUUAUGGAAAUGGAGGUCAAAGAGAAUAAGGAGUAAAUGAGGGACAGAUCCUGUGAUUUGAACCAGCCCUUCCGACGCCUGGUUCAUUGACAUCUCAAAGCCUUAAAUUCAGCUCCAACAUUUAUUAAAGAUUUGCAGAGUAUCUGCUGUGUGUGAAGUACAAUAUUAAGUAUUAGGACUACAAAGAGAAAUACAUAUAUGAAAAGUAUCUCAGCAGAUGCAAAAAAAAACUUAAUUGUGUUUACCUCUAGGUAGUUCAACUUUAUUCUGAGGAAUAGCAUAAAGAAAAGGAUUGUACACCUCUAUCAUUUGAGCAUUUGAAGGCUUUUACAAUAAGAAUAUAUUGCUUCUAUAAUUUUUAAAAACAUUGCUUAAAUGAAAAAUAGCAAAACAAAACAUUUAAGUUGAUGAAAACUAAAAAUAGCAGGAUGCAAAAUUGUAUGUGUACUACAUGUGGUUGACAGCCUCUAACAUGGCCCCAGUGAUCCCUGCCUCCUGGGAUUCACACCCUUUUGUCAUCUUCGCUCCUUGCGUGUGGGCUGGACUUCCUGAUUCACUUCUAAUGAAUAGGGAUGUCUCUGCUGAGAUGAAGUUUUAAACAGUCUGUGGUUUCUGUCUUGGGCUCUCUGAUUCUCUCCCUCUCAGAUCACUGCCUGCCAUGUUGUGAGGAUACUUAGGCAGCCUAUGGAGAGGCCUCAUGUGGUAAGGAAGAGGCCUUCCAGUAACCGUAUCAGUGAGCUGAAUCCUGGCCGCCGAUUGAGUGGAGGUGACUGUAGCUCCAGCCAACAGCCUAAUUGCAACCCCAUACAUUUCUGGAUUCCUAACAGAAAUUGUGAGCUAAUACGUACUUGUUGUUUUUAACCACGAAAUUUUGGGUUAUUUUGUUAUGCAGUAAUAGAUAAUACACUAUGAUUACAACCAGGCAAAGGCAUAUACCAGGGUACCCACAUCCAAUGACUGACUCGUGGGAAUAUAAAGGCCUGGCCAUCUAGACCCAAUGGAGGACACUUUUCGAAGGCUGUUUAGUUCUCAAGCGUUCUGUGGGGCUGGCUGAGGCUGUCAUUGGACCUGCAUUGCAGCUCAACUUUUCCCUCUGCCCACUCCUGCCUUCUUCCCCUCCCUUACAGGUGUUGACCCCCAUGGAACUCCUUAAUAAAUAUUUUGCACAUUGAAUUCUGCUCAGAGUGUGCUACCUGGGGAAUCCAAACCGUGACAGCCAUCUAGAAUAUCUAUGGAUCCUACGUAGCUGCUCCAAUUAUCACUAUGUGUCAGCCAACAUGAAGAGUGAGGGAGAAGAAGUGGAGGACAAGCACUGAUGUUUUAUUGACAUGACUUGGAAAUUGCAUCACUUCCAUUCACAUACCAUAGGCAAGACUUACAGCCACACUCACCUGCAUGAGAGGAUGCUGGGAAAUGCAGCCUCCAGCUGGACAGCCAUCUACUCAACUAAAACAGAAAUUCUAAGAGGUGUUCUAGUUGAUCUUUUGCUAUGUAACAAACCACCCCAAAACUUAGUGGUGUAAAACAACAACCAUUUUAUUAUGCUCAUGUGAUUCCGUGGAUCCAAAAUUUAGAAAGGGCACAGGGAGAUGGAGUCACAGCUGGAUGACUUGAGUAUUUGGGGAUGUAAAGUAUCUCAUAUAUGAAAAGUAUCUCAGCAGAUGCAAAAAAAAACUUAAUUGUGUUUACCUCUAGGUAGUUCAACUGGUCUGAGGAAUAGCAUAAAGAAAAGGAUUGUAUGUCUAUCAUUUGAAGGCUUUUACAAUAAGAAUAUAUUGCUUCUAUAUAGAAGCAAAAUAUAGAAAGGGCACAGGGAGAUGGAGUCACAGCUGGAUGACUAAGUAUUUGGGGAUGACUCAAAUAGCUGGGGACUGGAGCAGCUGUGGCUGGAGGACCUUCAGUCCCCAGAUGGCAUCUUCACUUACAUGUUUGGCUCCUGGGCGGGAAUGGUGGAAGGACAGGUUCAGAUGGCAUUGUCUUACAGAGCAUCUACCUGUGGCCUAUUCAUCAUGACAGUCUCAGGACAGUUGUACUCACAGGUUGGUUCAGGGCGCCAAGAGCAAGAGCGUUCCUAGAGACCAAGGAGGAAGCUGCAAGUCUUCUUAGGACAACCUCAGAAGUUAUAUAGUAUCACUUCACUGUACUUUCUUGGUCAAGCCAGUCUCAGAGCCCACCCAGAUUCAAGGGGAGGAAGCAUACAUCCCACUUCUUGAUGGGAGGAGGGUCAAAUAAUUAAAACCACCACUAAGGGAGAAUAGAUAUUGGGGGACAAUUAGUUCCUGCCAUCAGCCCUGUGAUACGUACUGCAGUAAUGAAGAGGGAGAUACACAGGAAAAAAUGACUAUAAUAAACUAUAAAGUGAAGUUUCUAUAAUAUACCAAUUAAUCUAUAGCUAUUUUCUCAUUACUUACCGCAACUCGACUGCUUUUGUAUUCAGUAUAGAGUUGGUAAGUCCCCUCAUAUAUAGGAUAGAGUUAAGGCCCUUCUCUUUGGCUCUAAUUCUUUAAGCUUUUAAAUAUAACUCAAGAACCUUGGCACCUAUAACUGAAAUGCUUUUGGGGGGAUUAAGGCUAUUUAGAGGAGGAAAUGAGCCUUUGUUAGGUUGCCUACAGAUUGUCCAGCCUGGGUUACUACAGAUUGGGUAAGUACUAGGCCAAAUGGAGUAAUGUUCCUCAAGUAAUAUAUUUAGUAUCACAGUUUGAGUACAGUAGUGGAACCCAAAGUGUACUUUUUCAGUAUCUUCUAUUCCAUUUCCACUUCACAGGAUUUACUGUAUUCUUCAGCAGGUUAAGCAAACCCCCUGCCAGACAAUGUACUGUAUGUUAUUAAUGUAAAUUAUUUUCUGAAUUAAAAAAAGGUGGCAAGUCAUGGGUAAACUAGGACAGGAACUGAGUCUGUUGAGGUCUUUAAACUCUUCCAAGACUUGGGGAUUUUCCUUAUGUUCCUAGGGUUAGGGUGACCUUGUCCCAUUGUUCUAGAACAGAAGCAUCUACUUUGCUGCUGGAAAGCCCUGGGAUAAUGUUGGAAAUCUAAAAGGAGCAGUAAAGCAUGACUAAAUUUCAUUAAUUUCAAUUUCCCCUGCCAAGAAAAAUAAAGGCCAAAAUUUUU
This is a messenger RNA of Balaenoptera ricei (Rice's whale), 9573 nucleotides long. It is a transcript of the gene NDUFS1, whose product is annotated as NADH:ubiquinone oxidoreductase core subunit S1. Gene Ontology annotation, biological process: ATP synthesis coupled electron transport. NCBI's taxonomy places the organism in Eukaryota, Metazoa, Chordata, Mammalia, Artiodactyla, Balaenopteridae. Gene Ontology annotation, cellular component: membrane. Gene Ontology annotation, molecular function: iron-sulfur cluster binding; NADH dehydrogenase (ubiquinone) activity. The record is from RefSeq and is a predicted model, not a curated record. Bases 134 to 2317 code for a protein of 727 amino acids. The transcript has 19 exons.